Camarhynchus parvulus is the source of this 1381-nucleotide messenger RNA. It is a transcript of the gene RHO, whose product is annotated as rhodopsin. Gene Ontology annotation, molecular function: G protein-coupled receptor activity. Gene Ontology annotation, cellular component: membrane; photoreceptor outer segment. The coding region runs from base 123 to 1178 and encodes 351 amino acids. Gene Ontology annotation, biological process: G protein-coupled receptor signaling pathway; phototransduction; visual perception. The record is from RefSeq and is a predicted model, not a curated record. The transcript has 5 exons. NCBI's taxonomy places the organism in Eukaryota, Metazoa, Chordata, Aves, Passeriformes, Thraupidae.
GGUUCUCCUUGGGGUGACAGUGAAGGCUGAGAGGUGGCAGGAGUUCCAUUUCAGAGGCAACUUCCCCCUUGCACAAAAGAACUCCUGGAGUAAGAGCAAAAAGCGCCUCACAAACUGCAACCAUGAACGGGACAGAAGGCCAAGACUUCUAUGUGCCCAUGUCCAACAAGACCGGGGUGGUGCGGAGCCCCUUUGAGUACCCCCAGUAUUACCUGGCUGAGCCUUGGAAGUUCUCGGCGCUGGCUGCCUACAUGUUCAUGCUGAUUCUGCUGGGCUUCCCCAUCAACUUCCUCACGCUGUACGUCACCAUCCAGCACAAGAAGCUCCGCACACCUCUGAACUACAUCCUUCUGAACCUGGCCGUCGCCGACCUCUUCAUGGUCUUCGGGGGCUUCACAACCACUAUGUACACCUCCAUGAACGGGUACUUUGUCUUUGGAGUAACAGGGUGCUACAUCGAGGGCUUCUUUGCCACAUUGGGCGGUGAAAUUGCUCUCUGGUCACUGGUGGUCCUGGCUAUCGAAAGAUAUGUAGUGGUCUGCAAGCCCAUGAGCAACUUCCGCUUCGGAGAGAACCAUGCCAUCAUGGGUGUUGCCUUCUCCUGGAUCAUGGCCUUGGCGUGUGCAGCUCCCCCACUUUUCGGCUGGUCCAGGUACAUCCCCGAGGGCAUGCAGUGCUCGUGCGGGAUCGACUAUUACACUCUGAAGCCAGAGGUCAACAAUGAAUCUUUUGUCAUCUACAUGUUUGUGGUUCACUUCACGAUCCCGCUGGCGAUCAUUUUCUUCUGCUAUGGGAACCUGGUCUGCACGGUUAAGGAGGCUGCUGCCCAGCAGCAGGAGUCUGCCACCACCCAGAAGGCAGAGAAAGAAGUGACUCGCAUGGUCAUCAUCAUGGUCAUCUCCUUCCUGAUCUGCUGGGUCCCCUACGCCAGCGUCGCCUUCUACAUCUUCACCAACCAGGGAUCAGACUUCGGGCCCAUCUUCAUGACCAUCCCGGCAUUCUUUGCCAAGAGCUCGGCCAUCUACAACCCUGUGAUCUACAUCGUAAUGAACAAACAGUUCCGUAACUGCAUGAUCACAACCCUCUGCUGUGGCAAGAACCCUCUGGGCGACGAGGACACAUCUGCUGGCAAGACAGAGACCUCCUCCGUCUCCACCAGCCAGGUCUCUCCUGCAUAGGCCCCAUGGGAGCAGCCAGUCCCUGGGGUGCUGCCCUGGCAGCACAAACUUAACCCCACCGCUGCCACCACCUGCCCCUGCUUCACCAUGGCAAGGCCCUGUGGGGUGGGCUCCUCUCUCUGGCUCUAGGAACCCUGGGAACAAGGCUGAAAAUGUGUACACAUGUUUUGUAAUUAAAAUGCAAAGGCUUAGCUCCUCUGGCA